ACACCCUUUUCUGGCUGUCAGGACGAAGCAGAUCGUCCACACUCUUUCGACCUCACCGCGCAAACAUGGCACGUCCGCCCAACCCAAUCGAUGAAUACCGCGACUAUGUCACUCAUCUCUACCUCAACGGCGUCUCGCGAAGCAGGAUUCAGUACAAGCUUCGGAAGCAUCAUCGCGUCAUCGUCAAUCUCAGCACAAUCUCUCGCCGAAUCGCAAGCUGGCAUCUCCCACGCCAGCAAGCCCGUACCAAAGAGAGUCCAGAGCUUAUAGAGGCCACCCGCGACCUGAUAUUCCGUGUUGGGCUUAGCGAGAAGCAGACAUUGAGCGUUCUACAGAGACAGGGCUGGCCGAUCACGAAACGAGGUCUGAAGCGCAUCAGGCUUCACCCAGACCGCCGCUGGGUGCGCAGGCUUAAUAGCGAUGAGGAGCGCCUUGCGUUGCUGGAGAAGACAGAGAAGGUUAUUAUCGAAAUGACACGACGUUCCAAUGCCAUUUCCGGAUAUGGCAAAAGCCUCCUACAGCCUUAUCUUCGCCAGCAAAGGCAGUUCUGGGUACCAAGAGAUCCUCUCUUUGCGAUGUACAAAAUCAUGUUCCCGAACGAGGUCGAGAUCCGGAAAAGGAUGUUUCGGAGGAAGAAAGGACAUUUUCUUGUCCCUGGUCCGAACUACCAGUGGUGUAUUGAUGGUUAUGACAAGCUCAAGGCGUACGGAUUCGAGAUAUAUACUGCAAUCGACGCCUACUCGCGUAACAUUAUCUGGUUUUAUGUUGGCCACUCUGCUACAACUGCUUUGAGCGUUCUGAAGCAGUAUUUGGCUGUAUGCGAUAUAUAUAGCUUCCGGCUAUGGUAUCUGCAGGCAGACAGAGGUAGCGAGACGCCGCUAAUCGCUGCAGCUCAUUGGAAUUUUGCUUUGGCGGCAGACGGACGGGUGGAGUGGAACGGGAAGGUUUUCCAGCAAGGGAAGCGCCUAAAGGAUUCCUAUAAGGCCGCACCGAGCACAAAGAAUGUCAAGAUCGAAAGUUGGUGGGAGCGCAUGCUGCAUGUAUCUUCCCGGCAGUGGGUGGACUACUUUGGGGAGCUUGCCAGGGACGGGGACUUCGACGGCGAUGUGCUGGAGGAUCAGAUCGCCAUCUAUGCCGUCUUCGAAGAUAUAUUACGCCAAGAACUCUUCGACUUUGUGGAGGCGUGGAACAUUCAUCGGAUCCGCCUUCAGAAGAACCGUCCGCACGUGGUCCACGAGGGACUGCACAGACCACUGGCUGAUAUCGACAUUAGCAGUUGUUUGGAGCCACAGACAAAGGAUUGGUGUCGCCAAGUUCUCGUCGAAAUGGGCUACGAUGACGUCGUCCAUGGGACUCACCAGGAGCCAGACAAGCUGCGGCCUUUCAAGCGAUUCUACCUGGGCCUUCGAGAUAGAAUCAUUCAGCACAUCGAAAGUAGCCGACAGCCUACAUUGGCAUAUCGCAAAGCGCCAACAGGGGGCGUUGCCGAAUAUAUAAGCCCUGCCGUUUCUCUGCGGGUUCACGAAUCUAAACGCAUAUAG
Molecule: messenger RNA, 1541 nt
Organism: Ilyonectria robusta
Lineage: Eukaryota; Fungi; Ascomycota; Sordariomycetes; Hypocreales; Nectriaceae
Exons: 2
Coding region: 66-1541 (491 amino acids)
Source: RefSeq, a predicted model, not a curated record